Molecule: messenger RNA, 5672 nt
Organism: Gryllus bimaculatus (two-spotted cricket)
Lineage: Eukaryota; Metazoa; Arthropoda; Insecta; Orthoptera; Gryllidae
Source: the annotation of a GenBank genome assembly
CGACGUUUCGUUCGCUUCCGAUAGGCAUUUGUCUGUCACAUGACGUCCAUGUUAUGACGUAACUCGGAGUAUGCGCCGCAGUUUUUUGGCGCAGAAAUCAAUGCAUUGUUACGUCCAUGACAUGCGUAGAAAAGGUGCCAUCGUAUAUUCCAACAAAUACGUACGCUCGUUGUAAAUAUUGUCUCUGAAGAGAAUCACACAGUGAGGCGAUAUAUUUCCACAUGUUGAUGCAUUUUCCAAUAUUUCUGGAGGUUUUGCAGGUGUAGUUGUAAUGUGCGGGUUCUGUCAGUUUGAAAAUAAAGUCACUACGAAGUGUCAUUACCGAAGUGAAGAAAGGAGGAUAAACAGUAUGAACAAGAAACAUGUAGAUUAAAAUAAAAACACUAUUUAAAUUUUUUCCAUUGUUUCAUAAAUAUCGUUGUCGAAAUUAAUCCAUGAUGGAUGAAAAUUUAAGCAGAGGGUAUAUUCAACUCGGGAAAUCACGAACUGCGAAUGAUUUUAGAUUCACUAAUGGUUUCAGUCAUUUGUCACCACCUAUUGACAAGUGCAACUGCAUUUAUUUUGCAUUGGUUUUAUCUGGUGUUGGAUUUCUCCUUCCAUAUAAUAGUUUCAUUAUUGCAGUUGACUAUUUUCGUGACCGGUAUCCUGACACUACAGUCGUAUUUGACAUGACAUUGGUGUACAUUGUGAUGGCAUUCUUUGCAGUGCUUGCCAAUAAUGUUUUGGUUGAAACAUUGUCUUUAAACACUAGAAUUACUUUCGGUUACCUUGUGUCUUUCUUUACACUCUUGUUUGUUGCUUUGUGUGAAAUUUGGUGGGAUGCUUUUGGAGCAUCUGCAUCAUAUACCAUUAAUCUCAUAGCAGUAGCAGUUGUGGCCCUGGGUUGCACUGUUCAACAGUCCAGUUUUUAUGGUUAUACAAGUAUGUUACCCAGCCGUUACACACAAGCAGUAAUGGCAGGUGAAAGUGCAGCAGGAUUCCUUGUUUCUGGCAAUCGUAUUCUUACAAAGUUGCUUCUUGAUGAUCAGCGAGUAAACACUAUUAUCUUCUUUGUCAUGUCAGUUGCUAUUGUGGCUUUGUGUUUUGCUCUCCAUCAAGUUGUACGUAGAACUGAUUUUGUUCAGUUCUACAUUACACUUUGUAGAGAAUCUCAUAAAAUUGUUUUGGAACCAACUGAAGAUGUUGGCUUGAUGGAUCCCUUGGACCAGGUAGAUAGUGCAAAUAAAAAUCAGUAUGGAGUUCUUAAGUUGCAACAGAGUCCAUUGGCCACAGACUCUGCAACUAGCAGUUCAGACAACACAGCUGGUGCUGGUCAAUAUUCAGCAUUCAGUUUUUCCAACCCAGUUUAUGAACCCUCUGCUACAGCUGCUCCCACAGCUACUGGGGCAGCAACUGGAGCAGGUGUCGGAGCAGCUGCAGGUGGCACGACGUACAAAGUGGAGGACGUUGUCAUUCGAAUGAGAAGUGUCUACACUUCAAGCAAUAGCAAGGCAUGGGGUGGCCUCAAACGUGGCCUUCUGGCUCGUUGGGAUGUAGCAAAAAUCAUUUGGCCAUACAUGCUUUCUAUUGGAUUGGCAUACUUUGUCACACUCUGCUUGUACCCAGGUAUUAUAUCAGAAAUAGUAAGUUGCAAGUUUGGAAGUUGGAUGCCAGUAAUUCUGAUGGCUGUAUUCAAUGCUGCUGACCUUGUUGGAAAGGUACUGGCUUCAGUGCCCUAUGAUUGGUCACGCACUCAACUCAUUGUGUUUGCUUGGAUGCGGGCAAUAUUAGUGCCCCUACUUCUUCUUUGUGCUACACCAAGAGGAAGCCCUUUAAUUCCUGGGGAAGGAUAUCCAUUGCUAUUCUCUUUACUUCUUGGAGUGACAAAUGGACUCGUAGGUAGCAUCCCUAUGAUUCAAGCACCUAGUAAAGUUCCUGAAGAGCACAGAGAACUCACAGGUAACAUCAUGACUUUAUCAUACAACGUGGGACUGACAGGAGGAUCAUUAGUGGCAUAUUUAAAUGAUUACUUAUUGGGGGUAGAUCAUGGAAAUUCCUGCACUCACAAAACAGAGUUUGUUACAAGUCUACCGUUUUCAUCUUCUGUCGCAUCAGUUACCGCUAGUUUGUCAAGCAUAGGGUCCGCUACUCCAACAGGCCCGGAAUUGCUCUCAACAGUUUUGAGUGCUGUGUCACCCAGCAAUGCAACAGUGGCAACAGUCACCAGUACAGUAUUGGCAGCUGUAGCUCAUAGCACAUUGGGAAUGACAAAUUUGGAUCCUACACAGUCUUCGGUCUCGGCAGCCACUAGUAUCGGUAGUUUAAUUUCAAAUAUGACAGCUCCAUAAUCAAUCCGUCUUAAUGGAAGUAAUGGUUUAACGUUAGUAGUAGUUUCAUUAUACAAAUUAUAAAGUUUUCAAUUCCAACUAUGGUUAUUUGGUUUUCAUUACUGAAGUUAAUAUUUUUCUGUUGAAUACAGCUUAGAUCUGGUUAAAGAAUGCCAUUUGUUCUUAAGAUGUUUAACUGAUAAAUCAUGUUUUACAUUCAGUUCAGACAUAGUUAUGACAGUGAAAUGAAUCAUUCCUAAUAUUUUCAUUUAAUUUUAAAGUUUCUGGUUAUGUAAACCAUUGUUUAAAAUAGAUCAGGUUGUUCAAAAGUGUGAGUGUUCGGAAUUCUAUUGUUUUAAUUGUGUCAAACAAUUAGUACAUUGUUCUGUCAUACAAUUAGUAUAUUGUUAAAACCUUGGUAGACUUUCUUAUGUAAUUCAAAAUGUAGAGUAAUUAAUGGAUAAAGAAUGGUUGAACUGUCACACUUUUGACAAAUUAAUGUAUUUGAUGAACAUUUUGUUUUCCCCUUAGAGAAGAAAACGUAGUUUUAGUGUACAUUUUCUUAUCUUUGCGCAAGGAGAGUAUUUGCUGUAAUGGUAUACUUAUACUACUUUGUAAGAAAUGAAAAGUUUAAGGUAACUACAUUGCAGUGCCAAACAUUUUGUUUGUUUGUGUAUCGCUUCUUUGUUACAAAGUGUAGUGACACAUGGUCAUCUAAAUUAUUUCAUUAAAUUUGGAAUAAAGGAAACAGCUAAAUUUCAAGGCAUAAUAAAAUUAAAAUAAACAAUUAAUGUUAUAAAGUACUCCAGCUAAUGACAACUUUCUGGAACAUUACGUAUUGGUAUUUUUAAAAUUCAGUAGCCUAUAUUGCCACUUCUCUGGAAUACUGUUGUAGAACAAAAACCUUUUUUAUUCAAGAGAGAGUGAUUUAAUUUUCCCACAACUUAAUUUGCUUGCCAUUAAUUGAUACAUAAUAUUGCGUUGCAAGUUAUAUAAAAAAAAAUUUAUAUCCCUUGGUUUUUUUAUUUAUGAAAUUGUAAUUUAUAAAAAUGAAUUUUUGGGCAACAUUGUUCCAAAAUAAUAAAUGGUAAUAAAAUAAUAAAAAAUAAUGGAUUCAAAAAUAAAUGAUGAAGAGAUCCAUCUGUUACCAAGCAGCAAUUUGCAUGAUGUCAGAGAUAAAGACUAAUUCUUGGCAAAAACAUGAGGGAUGGGGCUGAUUUACCCUAAAAACUCAAUUUUUUCCUUUUUUUGUUACAACGGUAUUCUGGAAAAGUGAUGAUUUAUUUUUUUCAUAUCUGUUUCAUUAAAUAGCUAAGUAUCCAUCAAUGUUGUGCAGUGUUCACCUUUUCUGUUAAAAGUCUAGAUAGAUUAUUGCUUGUUAUUUCUUUGCGUUCUCUCAAAACCAUUUUCAGGCUGCAAUUUUUUUUAAAUCUAUAUUUUGUGGGUCUUAAAGUAUAGUGUGACGUAGUGAAAGUGGCAUCAUUAACACGAGGGCCAGAAUAGGAUGAUAAUGUUUACAACACUCUCUUCUUAGUCCUAUGGCCUAAUAUUGCAAGUUUCUAUCACUGAGCACUGCUUGGCAUUGACAGUAAGAUUUAUUUUCAGUAAAUGUAUAUGUUUGUAGAGAGGACUUUAACAUUAUUUUAUUAAUUGUUCUGACAGGCUAGACAAUUUUACGUUUUCAUUCUUCAUUCAUUCAUUUAUUUAUUUUUUUUAAAAAAAAUAUAGUAAUUACUGGUUUUUAAAUAACAUGUGCAUUAAAAUACUGAAAUAUUUGAAAUCAAAAAUAAUGAACGUGUUCACUUCAUGUACAAGGGUGACUGCGCAAUUUGUUGUUCUGCAUACUUUGCGACCUGAUGAGGCUUAACUUUCACUUUCGAAAUGGUUAUAUAAAUGUUCUGUAAUCUGUAGUCCAUUACCUUACCUAUGAAACUAAGCAUUAAUUAUGUGAAGUACAGUCAUACUAAGCAAAUAACCUAAUGUAAAUGUACUAUUUUGUAGAUAUAUAUCUUCGGUACCAUUUGGACUAAUGACAUUUGGUUAGUGGGUAAAUACAGACCUUUUAUGGGUAUUGUAUGUUGUUCUGUUAGAAAUUUGUGAAAAAUUUUUAAAUGUUAUUUGCUGAUUGUUAGAGACCCUAGGAUAAUAACCAAAAAGGAAGUGCCAGAAAGAUAGUCAUAUGUUUUGAAAGGAUCCUCCAGUCACCAAGAAUGUUUUUUAAAAUAUUUAAUCAGAGAUCACACUUGCCUUUGAAAUUUGGCUAUAAGCUUUUCUUUACAUUUUUAUUUUUCAAUGUGUGACAGAAAAAGAGGUCAAUUUGUUAGUUUAUAGGAAGUAUAAUGCAAGUACUUUUAUUCAUGGUUCAGUUAUGUUUGUCAUUAUUGUUUUUAUAUGUGAUUAAUACAAAAGCCUUUAAUGCAUGAGAAACAUGUGGACAAUGGUGUCAUAUUGCUCACCUGUCGCAACAUCACUUGUCAUUAAAGAAUAUAUUUACUGUAUCGUAUGUGUAUUUGCUUACGCAAGGCAUUGAAAUGCCUUUGACUAUUUAAAUAUUCUCUUUCACAUGUAUAUGCAUGUUAGAAAACAGCAAAGCAGGACAGUUUGCUGUUUGCUUGUGAUUCAUUGCCCUUCAUGCUUGCAGUUCCUGCAAAUUGUAAGAAGUGAUUGCAAGGAUAUCUUUCUACCUUACGUCAGGAUGCAAUGGUGAGAGUACCAGAAUACAUUCCUCUUUUGUCCACAUGCUUUUUACCAACAAGAAAAAUCAAGUAAGCAUUUUAAUAAACAGUGCAUGAAGUUCUAUACAUUUGCAAUGUGAAAAAUAAUGUGAAUGUGUCUUUUUUUGGUGUUCAUGACAGCAUUUGUCAUGUUGAAAAAGCUUGUAAAUUUUAUUUCCGUAUAAAUAGAUAAAGUUUGAUGUCUGAAUGUUUUUUCGGUCCAGUAGGGGUAAAUGUAUAUUUUCACACAUAGGUUCACUACUUCAACAUCAGAAGUUUAAUUUCAGUGUCGUAGAGAACGAUUGAGAAAUAGUGUUACACUUUAUGUCGUUGCAAUGUAUCCAGGAGUAGUCCUUAAGUUCCUUUCAUGAAGUUGUUUGAUAUUUUCCAAUUAUUGAAAAAUUAUUAGUAAUCUGAUAUUUGUGUCACCAACCAACCAAUUUUAAAAAAAGUACAAGUGAAAAUUCUUUUCAUAAAUAGACUCACAUGUUGUGUUAUCUGUAUAUACCUUGUAUAUACUUAUAUUCUGUAUUAAAUAUUUGUAUGUAAAUAAAAGUUAUAAAUGUUAUUAAAUUUCAGAGAAGUGUGUUAUUUUAUGUUUGCCAUUUCUUAUAUAAGAAAGUUAUCAAUAAAUUAUUUUAGAAAUUUUAUU